CCGCCUUUCAACAUAUACUGAUUAGCCUGAAUUUAGCACGCUGUGGGCCCCAACUUCGACUAUCCUUACCCCCCCCAUCCAGCUAUGAAGUUCUUACGACCUUUUGCACUACUUCCACUCUUCCUACAUGCAACGCUCGCCUUCCAAAUCUCGCUUAGCCCCUCUAUAGUGACAGUUGGUGUACCAGUCGUAGCAUCUUAUACGCAGGACACGGAUCCUAUCGCCACUGAGAUGAGGUUGGUGCUCAUAGAGCCAACGGCUCGGUCAAGUAAAUUUCCUACGGCGCCUGUGGAGUCUGGAUCGAGCACGAUUACAUUUGUGGCGAGGGAAACAGGGAUAUUUUGUUUGAUAGGCCGGAGUUCCGAACAUCCGACAGAAGGACAAAGUCACGAAUUCCAGGCUAUUAUUAUGGGCUCGGAUCCCGGUGCCAACAAUUCAAGUUUGACGACCACAGGAAGCGCUACCGCUGCGCCUCCAACUCCAGCAAGUUCAACUGCACUGACCACGUCUGAAUCAUCGGAUCCGGAGCCUACUACUAGUCAAUCCUUCUCAGGAUCCUCUUCUCCCUCGCAUAGAAGCCUGAGUCGGGGUGCCAUAGCUGGUAUCGCAGUGGGCGCAGCAACGGCGUUGAUUAUUGUUGUUCUCUCACUGUGGAUGUGCUAUCGCAGAAGAAGGGUGGCCGCUUCAUGGUCAUGGUCAUCUUCUGCAAUGCAACCCUUUACGCGAAGCAUUCCGAUCAAAGAAAGUCCUGAAAUAAAAUCUCAAGUAUCUCAAGUGCAUCAGAACGAGUCGAAUUCUUCGAGCGCGAUUCCGAAUCCACCUGUCAAUCCUAUUGAGCCAAACGUAUCACGGGUUCCUGCGAGCCGUGAAGUCAUUCAGCAUACGGAUAGUGGUUGGAGGCCACCUGUUUCCUCGGACGAUCAUCAUGGUCAGAGUCCGAUAGAGUUGCCUCCGGCAUAUGAAACUUCGAUAUAGAACGAAGUACUAGGUAUCCGGGGAACUAGAGGAAAUCUGGAGGUUCGGAAGGACUCAGACUCGAGUCGUCAACGGUAGUCUUAUCUAUACGACCCAAAGCGGAGUUCGAUCGACCUUGGUGCAUACUAACGACCUACCCGAGACCCAAUGUAUAAUACGAAACGCCGAAUGUGUAUUAUUAUUAGGAAUCUCAAUCCUUCUCAGUAUAUGUAUUUUAUUUAAUAUCAUGCUUCAGAUGAUAAUCGCAUUAACUUGCCCGAG
Molecule: messenger RNA, 1236 nt
Organism: Marasmius oreades (fairy-ring Marasmius)
Lineage: Eukaryota; Fungi; Basidiomycota; Agaricomycetes; Agaricales; Marasmiaceae
Exons: 6
Coding region: 85-975 (296 amino acids)
Source: RefSeq, a predicted model, not a curated record